AUGAUUAAAAUGAAAUUAAUUAUCUUAUAUUUGCUGAUUGCAUCAGUCAGCAAGACUAGUUUGGGUAAUAUAAAUUUAUUAGAAAUGUCUCAAACACUUUGGUCAAAACUCCUAAAUGGGGGAUUAACAAAUAUUGGUCCUUUGGACCCAUUACGUAUUCCUGUUGUCAAAGUUGACCAAUCACAAAAUAAAACAAAUUAUCGAAUUAUUUUAAGUAAUAUUGAAAUCGUGGGUCUUAAUCAAUCAACAUUAGAAAGUAUUCAUAUUGGAAAAGGAAGAGUUAAGUCUAAUUUAAGUGAACAUGAAGCUGGUUAUGUCAGUUAUUCUGAUCGAAAUGUUAUUGAUUCAAUCAGAUAUCGAUUUCAUACGGUCGUAAAAGAGCCAAAAACUCACGAUAAUGAACAAUUUAAAGUUCAAUCAAUAGAAACAUUUAAAGCCUCUGAGAGACAGGAUCAAUACACAAACGAUCCGUCUCAAAAAACUUAUAAUAAUCAACAAAGUCAGCAGAUAUAUAAUAACAAUAACCAACGGUAUAUCAGUCAGCAAUACCAACAACGACGGGAUCAAAAUUAUCCAAUGCAACAAGAGUUUGAUAAUAAAAACAAUGAACAAAGAAAUAACGGUGAUCGUAGACAUUAUCAAUUUCAUUAUCAACGUCAUCCUCAGCCAAUGGUUGAUUACUCGACAACCUCAAAAUCAGUUCCAGUUAAUAGAUACAAAGAGUCUCAAGAUCAAGAUCUGUAUUUAGUUUAUGCUCAAAGUCAGUCAAAUUAUGAAAAUCAAAGGAAACUACAAGAUAACCAAAGACCUAGAGUUCAUAGUUAUCAAGCUACUCCUCAAGAUCGUCAGUCAAAUUAUGAACAUCAAAGAAAACUACAAGAUAACCAAAGACCUAGAGUUCAUAGUUAUCAAGCUACUCCUCAAGAUAGUAUUGCAACGGAAACUAAUAUUGAAACUCAAAAAACAUUUACAAAUAAAGGAAAUCCAGUGCGAUUUUCUCUAAACUUAGGAUCUAAACCACCAUGUGUUCAUGAAGAAAAAGAUGUAGAAAGUGUUGAUGUUAAGUCAACAAAAACGGGAUCAUCAUUAAGAUUAGAAAAUCAACCUGGAUACGUUGAUAUUGUUUAUGCUGACCAGAACAGUAAUAAAAUGCGUCACUUUGGUAAUUUGAGAAUUGAAUCAACGAAAGACAAAACGGUUUAUCGUCUUGAAGACAUAAUGAAGGAUUUGGAUAAUCAUCGCAGAUUUAUAAUUCAUAAUUUCACAGAUAGUGAAUUAUUACUCAAGAGAAAUAAUGCAGUAAGAACUGCUGAAGAGACUAGAAGAAUAAAAGAUUUAAUUAGGUAUGCUAAAGAUUUUCAAGAAAAACAAGGUUACUUUGAAGAAGGAAUGGAAAUAACAUAUCACUAUGGAAAUGAAUCUGAGCCUAAAGUAUUUGAUGGAAAGAGAAUGAAGCGCGCUCAUAGUGAAGAUGAAAACGAAGACGACAUUAUCCAUGUGAUCAUGAAAAUUCAUGCUCCUCUACUAAAAAUAAAAUCAGAUUAUGUCCUUAUGGGAAAAGUUGGAAAUCAGGUUUUACGAGGCAAUGGAGUACUUGAUGGACAAUUUACGGAUGUAACCGGAGAGUUCACUGUUGAACUAAAGAAGACUGGAAAUACAACGAUGAUUGUACGUGCAGCGAGGGCAAAACUUGAAGCUAAUAACAAGAAUGUCACUCUUCAGGGUAUGGACGAGAAUGGGCCAGUAGAAGAAAUUUUAACUCAAGGUUUAUUGGCUGCGGAAGCGGUUGCUGCGAUGUUAGCUGAUGAUCUGGCAACAAAAAUACUUAAUGAUACUGUCACUGAUGCUAUAAUUUAUAAAAUGUAUAAAGAAUUGCCUAAUAACUAA
Molecule: messenger RNA, 1887 nt
Organism: Microplitis demolitor
Lineage: Eukaryota; Metazoa; Arthropoda; Insecta; Hymenoptera; Braconidae
Exons: 5
Coding region: 1-1887 (628 amino acids)
Source: RefSeq, a predicted model, not a curated record